This is a messenger RNA of Dufourea novaeangliae, 1280 nucleotides long. RefSeq names its product transmembrane protein 115. Bases 1 to 1089 code for a protein of 362 amino acids. The record is from RefSeq and is a predicted model, not a curated record. Gene Ontology annotation, biological process: retrograde vesicle-mediated transport, Golgi to endoplasmic reticulum. Lineage: Eukaryota; Metazoa; Arthropoda; Insecta; Hymenoptera; Halictidae. Gene Ontology annotation, cellular component: membrane; Golgi apparatus. The transcript has 4 exons.
AUGGCAGCGAUAAAGGGCCUGGGUAGAAAUAUCCCCUAUCUGAGACAACAGUUCGCUGCUCUUUUAGGAAACACUAGCACCAGUGUAAAAUUCAUAUGCAUCGUAGUCCUGUUUUCCUAUUGUCUUUCUUUUUCGUCGGAAGCGGUACGUCUUCUGAGCGUGACACCAGGUUACUUGCUGCCUCCAGCUUUCUGGAUCUGGACAGCGUUUACCUUCUGUUUCCUCGAGAUACAUUUCUGGGAAGUAUGCGUGGACAUUGUCACCGUCGGACUCUGUGGCAAAUUAAUCGAGCCCCUUUGGGGGGCGAUGGAAAUGAUGACUUUCUUCGCUAUCGUUAAUUUUGGCGUCGCUGUGCUGUCAGCCUUAUUUUAUUUAUUUCUCUAUAUGUGCACCAAUGAUCCAGAUUUACUGUUUGGCAUACACAUCCAUGGAUUAACUGGAUACAUUGCAGGUGUCGCGGUAGCUGUAAAACAAAUAAUGCCAGAUCAUAUUCUAGUAAAAACACCAAUUGGAAAAAUUACCAAUAGAAACAUACCAUUAAUGGUGUGGAUUAUGGGAGUGUUAUUGUGGCUUUUUGGAUUAUUAGAAGGCACUCAUCCAACCAUGUUUCUUAGUGGAUUAUUAAUAUCAUGGAUAUACCUUAGAUUUUAUCAGAAACAUAACAAUGGUACACGUGGUGAUAUGGCAGAUAAUUUUACGUUUGCAAGUUUCUUCCCUAAUGUUUUGCAACCGCCAAUAGCAGUUGUAAGUAACACAAUACAUGGGUUCUUUGUACGUGUUGGAUUGUGUAGAAAAGUAGUCAGAAGAUUUGAUAUGUCUAAUGCACCUCCUGGUCUGAUUAUAAACCUUCCUGGUAUUGACCCACAUGACAGUGAUAGAAGAAGGCAAAUAGCAUUAAAAGCCUUAAGUGAAAGGUUAAGUAAGGAUCAUGCAAAACCAUGGCAACAAGAUCGAGCUAAAAAACAUUCUCCAGUUCCUCCUGCAAUUUCGAUUCCAAUUCCUGAAUCUACUACACCUAAACCCCUUGCAUCCCCCCUUAUUCCACAAGUUAAUGUAAACAUACAUAGUCACGCUUCUACCAGCACGUGAUUACAUCAAAUAGACUGAGUGCAGUACUCAUAUGCAUAAAUAUGUUAUGAACUUCUAAAGAAACCAUACUUUGAACCAUACUACUAAUAUGGCUAUAUUCAAUGGAACGAAAGAAAGACGCGAAAAAGUAUUUAUAAUAACAUUUUUAUACUACUGAAAAUUCAAUUGACACGUUAGAAUUAUCAAGUUAC